AUGUUUGGCGAUAGUCACCAGAAUCAUCAUAAUCAUAAUCAUCAUAAUGAUCAUGAUCAUCAUGAAGAUGUAUGCCGUCAAAUGGCAUCAACAUUAGUUGAUACAUUAAUGGCUAAAGCAAUUAAUAAAUGUUCGGAUUUUGUUCAAUUUGAUGAUAAAAAAACAAUAACAUCGAAUACGAAUGCAAAUGCAAUCAAUGAUAAUAAUGAGAUAACACCAGAAAUACAGAUUGAUCUGGCUGGUACACGUACACCAAGUCCUGUAGAAGAAUCGAGCUUUGAAUUACCAACACCACAAAAACGUAAAUUUAAAUUUAAAGUUAAAGCAAUUGAUUCACAAGAUGAACAACAACAACAACGACAACAAGUGAUGACUAGUAGUAGUAGUGGUGGUACAGAAGAUGAUAAUAUUGAUCCACUUUUAAAUAAUGAUAAUGAUGAUAAACAUAAUAAACAUCAACGUUCAAUGGUACAGAAUAAUUGUUCAUGGUUAACACGUACACGGAAUGCAAUACGUCGUAUUGCUGAUGAUUUGAAAGAAUCUUUGUUCUUUUCUACAAAAUUCAAUGAUAAAUUUAGUAAAUAUUAA
Molecule: messenger RNA, 588 nt
Organism: Dermatophagoides pteronyssinus (European house dust mite)
Lineage: Eukaryota; Metazoa; Arthropoda; Arachnida; Sarcoptiformes; Pyroglyphidae
Source: RefSeq, a predicted model, not a curated record